AAUAAAUUGACUAUUUGACUUUUGCGUUGUAAAAAUCGAAAGGAAGCGCUUUGCCUUUGCUUUUCUCCUAUUGAAACGGAGACGCAAAAUCUCUCUUUAUCCUUUUUAUUCUCUCACUUUCCAUUGAAAAUAGCCGUUAAAGCUUCGCCGAUAAUGCCGCUCGAUUCAUUCCUCGUUUUCCUUAUUUGAGUCUUUUUUUUCUUUCCCUUUCACUCAUUGCUUCUCUUCUUUUUUUUUUUUUUUCCUUUUUCUUUUGCUCUGUCAUUUAUUCGGUGGUAAAGAAAAUCAAACGCAUUGACUCUGUACAACUUGUAUUUUGUUAAGGUCGUUUCUUCGCUUUCCUUGAAGUUUCGUUCUUUGAAAGCAAAGACAAAAACUGAAAAGAAAGAACAGUCCGCAACGCGUUUUUUUUUUCUUGGCAGAGUUCAAAGAAGAAUCAAUGUUUUUGUGUGGAACAUGAGUCACCUGUUCGGACAUGGAAAUUUCGUUGUUUUUUUCAGCCUGAAACUGAAACUAACCCAUGGAUGAUCAGAAAAGCAACCAUCACAACAACAAAAGCAUUGACCUCGACGACAGUCCACCCUUUGUUCGGAUUCACUCCCAUGCUGAGAUUGGAUCAUCGGAAGAAAGAGCAGUGCUGGAACUUGAAGAUGAAAGACUGAAUAGUUGUGACUCAAUAACAAGAAAGAAGCAUCCGUUUAAAGAGACUUCAAGCAGCGAUAUAUGUCACAUGAAGUGCAAAAAUAGUCUAUGGAAUAGUAUCAAGAUUGUUAUCUUCUCUAGCAAACUUAAUAUUCUUAUGGUUUUUGGCCCUGCAGCCAUCAUUGUCCAUAAAACCACUGGUUAUCAUGGUAUGGUUUUUCUUUUGAGCUUGUUGGGGAUCAUACCAUUGGCCGAGCGCCUUGGCUAUGCUACGGAGCAGCUGGCUUCUUUUACCGGACCUACAGUUGGUGGACUCCUAAAUGCUACUUUUGGAAACGCAACUGAAUUGAUCAUAUCAAUUUUUGCAUUGAGAAAUGGCAUGAUUCGUGUUGUACAACAGUCACUACUGGGUUCAAUUUUGUCCAACAUGUUGCUAGUGCUUGGUUGUGCAUUUUUUAGUGGAGGACUUGUGAUUAUGAAGAGGGAACAAGUGUUUAAUAAGGCAGCUGCUGGAGUGAACUCCGGACUGUUGUUGAUGUCAGUCAUGGGCCUGCUGUUUCCUGCUGUCUUGCACUCCACACGUACAGAAUUGCAUUUUGGGAAGUCUGAGUUGGCUCUUUCAAGGUUCAGCAGCUGUGUCAUGCUUUUUGCAUACGCUGCCUUUCUAUACUUUCAGUUGAGGAGCUCGAAGAAGCUAUAUGAUAUGGAGAGCAAGACUGAAACUUCAGAUGAUGAUGAAGCUCCUGAGAUCUCGAUGUGGGAAGCAAUUGUGUGGCUAUCUAUUCUGACCACGUGGAUUGCAGUCCUCUCAGAAUAUUUGGUUGAUGCCAUAGAGGGAGCAUCUACAGCCUUGAAAAUUCCUGUAGCAUUUAUCAGUGUUGUCUUGCUGCCCAUUGUUGGAAAUGCUGCCGAGCAUGCAGGUGCUAUUAUGUUUGCCAUGAAAGAUAAACUUGACAUUUCCUUGGGGGUGGCAAUAGGCUCAUCAACACAGAUAGCCAUGUUUGGGAUUCCAUUUUGCGUGAUAAUUGCAUGGAUCAUGGGGCAACCUAUGGACUUAAAUUUUCAACUUUUUGAGACAGCUACUCUUUUUCUUACUGUGAUAGUGGUGGCCUUCAUGCUGCAGGAGGGAACUUCCAACUACUUUAAAGGACUCAUGCUCAUUCUUUGCUAUUUGAUAGUAGCCGCAAGUUUCUUCGUACAUGUAGACCUUGAUUCAGUUGAUUAUUUAUCCUACAAUCCUUCAGCCUGUGGUAACAAGAACCAUAUUCAUGACUUGAAGAUGAAUAUUACAGAAAGUGUUGGUAAAACAAAAACCUGAGUAAAACCAGUUUGUUGAUCUCAAUCUUUUGCUCUUUUUGUCUUGUUCCGGAAUCUGGACUAUGUAGGUGACUCUUAUUGUGGCAUGUGCCUGCAACAUGAACUAUCUUGUGUUGUUCAAAUGCUCAAUUUAAGGACAUACAAUAAGAAAAUAUUUUUCCUAUCCUUUUCAUCUUGGUUCCAACUUCUAAGACAUCAAAGUGAGAAAGUAUUGAAGUUUGGGUCAAACAAGAUAACCAUGGACCCGAAUUGUCAAAACUUGGUAUUAAUUUAAGGUAUUAGCUUUAAAAAAGAAUGCAACAGUUAUUACUAAAUUGGAUUCAUUAAACUGAAUUAUAAAAGUAGAUCCUUAAUCUUCUAAGAAUAUCCUGCAUCGGAGAAUAAUUUAGGAGCUUAGAAACUACACAUUUGUGCCUUGGAUAUGAAACUUUGACUUACGAAACUGAGACGGUGAAUAGAAACAGAUAGAUACAGACAUGGAUGGGUAUUAUUUAGAAAUUUUGAUUGUUUUGAAGGAAAAUGAUGGGAUUCCUUCAAGGAAGAAACUAGGAAAUUAUGAAGACCCCUCGCCUUCAUAUAUAUAUAUAAAGAGGAAGCAAGGAAUCAACAUCUGCAGGGAUAAGGGAUCAUGGGUCGAAUAUUUGAUGCCAUGGAGAAUGAUGAGAAUAUUUCGGGUGGGAUUCUGCUGCUUUGCCAACUUUUCAUUGCGAUUUCAGUCUUAUCAAUGAUUAUUUUUGGGUGCCGCGAUCCACCUUCUAAUCAAAAGUUACCAAUUUUAGAUUUAGAAAGGCAGUUCAGUAUUAGUGCUUUUCAGUCGGUUA
Molecule: messenger RNA, 2780 nt
Organism: Durio zibethinus
Lineage: Eukaryota; Viridiplantae; Streptophyta; Magnoliopsida; Malvales; Malvaceae
Source: RefSeq, a predicted model, not a curated record